AUGACCAAGCAGUUCAAGCAGGCCAUGCCUAAUAAGUUUUCCAUGCGGAGCAGCACUGCCAGUGACUACUCGAGUCUGAGUGAUUCUCAGCUCCUCUUUGGCUCCCAGUUCUGCCUGGAGAAUGUGCAGUCGGCAGCAGCACCACUGGAGCUGGGCACGCAGCCGGGACAGCAGAACUCCCAGGAUAAAGAUAUGGAGAUUUUGGAUAUGAAAUCCAGUAUCCAGCUGCUGAAGGAGGGUCUGGAGUCACUGCCAGCCCAGCUGAAAGACCAGUUCCUGGAACCUCGGACACAGCCCGCUGGCACCGCGCUGCUCGCUCCGGGCAAUCCUGACUGCCCCGCGAGCAGCAUCCCCCCUCCGCCGCCCCGCCGUGUCCUGGUCCCCGGGAACCUGCCUUGGCGCCCCUCCGGAGUCCACGUCCCGGAGGAUCUGCGCCACGGGGAUCCCGUCCCCGGGAGUCCACCCCAGCUGAGCCGCCCGGACCCGCCCGCCCCCGUGCCCGGCCCUGCGGAUCCCGUCCCGGCGGCGGCCUCGGCCGUGCCCCGCGCCCCCCCUCCCGUACCGGGGCCGCCACUGCUGCGGCGGGCGGCGGGAGGGGGCACCGCGGCCCGCGCACCGGGCACCGAGCGGCGGAGCCGGCCCGGCGCGCUGCGGGCGGGGUCGGCGGGAUGCGGCGGCCGCACUGUCCCCGCUGUGGCCCCGCACCAGUCGCGGCUCGACUCCGCUGCGCAGCCCCGCCGGGUCGACUCGGUCCUCACCAUGACUGCAGCACAGCUUGUCACCUGGGGGAUGCUCCUGGCCACCGGGGUCCCUGCCAAGACCCAGGGGGUGCUGCCGGCAGGGCUGUCCUUAGGUGGGGACCCCUUGCACAGCCCUGCCUGGGGACAGCAGUGGCCAGGCCCAUCCCCCACCUGGGAGGCAUCGGGGGAGCCGAGCGGUGCCGGGGCCCCAAGGAGUGAGCGCUGGGGGGUCAAGCACCCCGUGCACUGGUCCCCACCGCUGCAGGCGGGGGAUGGCACCAGGGCAGCCCUGGAGAUGGAAACUACUGUGACAGAUGCUGAUACCAAGGUCUGGAGGGAUGGCAGCACAGUCCCGGCUGUGGCAGACGAGCCAUUUGUUGCCUGGCAAGGGCAUGAGGCUGAAGGCCAGGACAGCUCCCUGCCCCACGGCUCUGCACAGGGGACAUCAGGCUCUGAGGUGUCCACGGACAGAGGGGCAGACUCUCCAGAGUCACCCUGGGCAGGGCAGGACCUGUCCUUGUCCAGGCAGAGUGUCUCCAAGAGAAUCGGCAGACCCAGCCCUCAGCCAACCGUAUCUGCCACUGCCCUGGACGCCAGGCUGGCAGCGGGGAUCAGGACAGCAGAUGCCCAUACAGCGGUGGAGAGACACACAGCCGCCCCGGGCCUUUCUCAGGAUGCACAACUCACUUCAGCCAGCAGCCAGUCGGUCCCACUGGGCACAGCCCCUGUGUCCAGUUCCACAGACGCGGGGCCAGCCUGGGGUCCCCAUGCCAGCCCUGGCUCUGCGCAGCCGGUGGGCAGCUGGGGGGACACGGGAGGGCCCCCCAGCCCCUCCCCGGCCCUGACCAGCUCUGCCCCACGGCUGCGCCACACAGCGCCGUCCUGGGGGCUUGCCGAGCCCUGGACUCGAGUGCUCCCGUCCCACCAGCGCAGCACCCGGAGGGCCCCACUCAGCGCCGCCACCACCACCCCUGGGGAUGCAGCCCCCCGCACGGACCCUGGGACUACGGGGCAGCGGGGACCCCAGCCCGCCGCAGGGUCUGUCCUCAGCACCGGCCCUGCGCCACCCCCCGUCUCCAGCACGGCUACCCCCAGUACCCCGAGCAGAGGGUUGCUGCCCGAGGAGGACGUCGGCUCCCCGCAGCAGGUCCGGGGCGCCGUGGGCCCUGUGAGCGUCCCAAAUGCCACCAAGACGACCCCACAGCCAACGGCACAUCCCACCACGGGGACGCUCGGGACAAGGCAUCCAGACAUGCCAGGGACUCAGACCCCAGCGUCCAGCACUGCGACCCCCUCCGCCACGUGGCGACGGGCAGGGAUAACGCCUCAGCCAGUCCCCCGAGAUCCAUCAUCGCCGCAGCCACAGUCCAGCCGUGCCCCCCCGGCGUCGGGAGCCAACACGACCGGGCUGCGCUGGGCCGAGCUGCAGCAGCAGCUGGGUUUCUCCUGGGAGGCCCAUGUCUACGGAUUGGCUGCCGUCUUCCUGCUGCUGGCGCUGGGCUGCCUGGCCGGGUUGGCGGGGACAGCCAUCCUGCGGCCCGCACACCUUCCCCACGUUGUGGGAGCCCAGGGGCUGCUACUGGCCGCCUGCCUGCUGCGGGCCACCUUCCUGCUGCUGGAUCCCUAUGGGGCACGGGGCCGUCUGCCCACUCCAGCCCUGCUGCUGCUCAACACAGCCCCUUUCCCCCUGCUGCUCGCCGCCUUUGCCCUCCUGCUCCAGCGGCUGCAGCGCCUGGCCCAGCUUCAGCUGCUGCCAUCCCGGCUGCGGGGGCUGCCGGCGCUGGGGAUUCUUGCUGCCCUGCCGAGUGCGGUGAUGGGGGCCGCCGACCUGCUGCCGCCUCGGCUGGGCCUCACCGCCGCGCUGGGGCUGCAGCUCUACAGCGCUGCGUGGCUGCGAGGGGUCCUGGGGCCCCACGGGCGCUUCUCCCGGCCCGGCUGGGCGGCACAGCUCUGGCUGCGGAUCGGCGAGGUGGGCACGGCCGUGGCGCUGCUGGCGGCCGCCGCCGAGCCUGUGUGCCGCCGGUGCCGCCGCCGGAGCCCCGCCGGCCACUCUUGCUGGGCCAAGGCACUGCGGUACUUCUGUGCCGGCCGCAAAGCUGAAGCACCCGAAUACCCCAACAACUGCUACGACUGGGCCGGUAGCAGCACCGGUGGCACCGGUGUGGAGCGAACACCCGCCAACGACAUCUCCAAGAACCUCAUCCGCAACCCGGCGGAGCAGCUGCCCCUGCGGGCUCUGAAGGACAGCAACGAGGUCUGGGCAGCUGGUACCGGGAUGCCGGGGCUCAGCCCCAAGUGCCCCAACAUGUUGGCCGCCCGCUCCUGCGCUGCCUUCGAGCAGGGCUCGUCCCCCUCCCUGGGAGAGCUGAUCUUCCGCCCGCCGUCCCCCAUCGACCUGCGCCGCAGCAUCGACCAAGCGCUCUGCCGCCGCCACCUCCUGCACGACGGCCUCUUCAGCCGGCCCCGACGCGGUUCCGGCUCCUCACUGCACGGCUCCCCAGCCCCUGACAAGACCCCCAGUUUGGGGCGCAUGGUGCGCUGCAGCUCGCUCACGGAGCUGCCCGGCCCCCGCCAGCCCCCCGGCACCGUCACUGUCACCGUCACCGCCUCAGCCAGCUCGCUAGAGAGCAGCUCACUGAAGAUCAGCUGGAACCCCUGGCGUCAUGGGCUGUCCUCACCCGACAGCCUGCCCCUGGACGAGGCGCCCAGCCGGGCCCCUCUCCUGGUGCCCGCUGGAGCACCCGGCUGGGAGCGCGAGGGUCCCCACGCCUCCCCAGCCCUCGGCAAGGCGGUGGACUCCCGCAGCCUCUCCAGCGACACCAUUGAGCUCUGAGCCCGGGACAGGCAGAGACUGGGGUGCAGGAGGACAAUGAGCCCAGUGUGAGGGUGCAGGGGUCUGACCAUACACCCCUGUAGGGCCGGGUAGGGGUGGUUCCA
Messenger RNA from Pseudopodoces humilis (Tibetan ground-tit), 3677 nucleotides. The record is from RefSeq and is a predicted model, not a curated record. NCBI's taxonomy places the organism in Eukaryota, Metazoa, Chordata, Aves, Passeriformes, Paridae.